UUCAACAUGGUGGCCAUAAGUUGUUUUUCGAUUAGACGUGAUCUAUAGAGUGCCUUUUUAUGUUCGUUAUGGGUUGAUUGAAAUAGAAUAACACAGCGAAUAUGUAUAUCAGGGGACCGCAUGCGUUCUGUUGCAAUGGUGAAUUGUACGAGGCAUUAAUUGACGAGAAAUCCGGGGUAAACAUGAAUGUUUACGGUGUGACCAGGAGUAAGACUUCGCCAGCUGGGUUGACAUUACAUGGGAACAUCGUGUUUACGCCGAAAGGAAAACGUCUGAUCAUCUUAAAAGCUGGCACUUUCAUAGAUGCGGAUAGUGGAGUACAGAAACCAUUCCUCCUUGUUCGUGAUGACUUGUCGCAGACCCAUUACUUAUUAACCGUGACGAACACUACAGGUAACGAAAACAAACCGGGGAAAUACAAACUCGUGGCAAUACGGAGGUUGGCUUUUAUGAGAGACGACGUGGUUAAUAAUAUUAGAGUUGUUGAUGGUCCACUGAUUGUUUGGACAUGUGAUAAAAGCGUCAAUAUAGGAUUCACCACAAAACAAGAGCAAACAAUUUUAGAGAAGCAAUCAUUUCCAGUUUUAGACUUAGAAAAACAAGUUUCUCAUUUUACUGUGAUCUCAACAGUGUCAACUAAUGAUGAACUUUUUAUGUUUAUAAAAUAUUCAUGUAAAAAGCAUCAGAGUGAGGAAGAAGAUUUAUUUCAAGGAUUUGAAGGAGAUGAAACAUCACUGGAUGUGUGGUCAGUAAGACUCGAUACAGACGAGAACUCAUGGACUCAGAGGAAACUUGAUUCCUCACACUUUUUACCAAAACAGUAUGCAGGUACUAUUGUUGAUUGCCAGGUGAAGAUUAAAUUCCCCAGUUCAUCAAAUGGACAGGAACAGAUGGAAAGUGAUGUUGUGUUGUUAUUGGAUGGAGGGUAUAUAGUUACACUCAUGAAUGGACGGCUGUUGAACUGUUGCCAGGUUAACACCAGUUUAACAAGUUUCCAAGAAUGGUGUUUUGUUGGCGUGUUUGAUGCUACAACUGUUGUGAUAAAAACGUCUCCAUUAGAAGCGAUCAUAGUGGAUACUGGAAAUGGAAAGGUAACUAAGACAUGGUCAGAAGUGUCUAACGUCAUGAUUGGGGACUUCCUACAGUAUGGACAUCCUCAGAUACUUGUCACCUUCACUGAGGAAUCAUCACAUGAUGAAGGGAACUCCUGGAUGCUGACUGAUCUAGCAAUGUGUGAAAUACACUCCAAUCAGUGGACAUCUGGGAUGGAAGAUGACCACAGUGAUGACAGCAGUAGUAAAGGAAAGGGCACUAGCUCUCAAGGCGCUGUUUAACAAUCUGCAGAGUUCAACAACAAACCUGUGUAGUGCAGAGCAGCAUCUGUCCAACAAGGUCAAGUUCCUUCACAGCACCUGGGCUCAUCUUCAGCAGCUGAGUGGAGGAGGGGAGACAACUCUUCCUCUGCCAGAGGUUCCACUAUCAACCUUGAAAGAUGAUGGUUCAUUGAAGGCCAAUAUAACAGACCCGAAGCUUCCCGGGAUAAAGACUACAGUCAGCUGGCAGACAUCUGUUGGCUGUCUCCAUGUCAUUGGUGUUGAUGUACACAAUGGCUCAAACAGUUUCAUAUGUUACAGGACUCUUCAUUGCUGCACACUGUCACUGGUUCCACAUUCAACAAUGACAGAAGCCCAGGGUAUGGCAUCUGUAUCAAAAUGGCUGCCACAUGUGUCUUCUGAUAACACAGAUUAUACCAGAACAUCUGAAACACAUUCAGCCAAGAGGCUGAAGCUGAACCCUCCUAUAACUCUACCUACCAUGCAGCAGAAGGAACUGCCUCUCAGACCAGGUGACAGGAAGACGUUAACUGUCAGCUUUGAUGGAGAGGAGGUUCGUGUACAAGAUGGCUGGAGGUUGUGGGUGUUCCUGACGUCCAGGGAACAUGUUCCUACUGUGUCAGAGUCUGGAGAUCAAAUGGAAGGAAGUCACAGAGAACUGACAGUUUGUUGUGGAUCCGUGGCCAUGACGACAGAUGAUUAUCUCAAGGGCACAUAUGCAAUUGCACCAGAUUUGACAAGUGGCAGCGUGAGAGAUCCUGUGAUAAUACAGGCAUCAUUGUCAGCAGUUCAGACUUGCAACACUCUGGUGCUGACAUCAGCCUUCACAGACCUCACACAUACUGCUGGCAUCAUUGAGGCUCAAACACACUUUCAGCAUGCAACCUCCCUAGACUGUCUGUGUCCUGUCAACUGUCUCCCUCUACAGUAUGUCAGGAUCACAUCUGUGUGUGUGCUGUCACAGACUAAAGUCUGUCUUUGUGUGUGGACAAGGUAGGUGUGACACGUCAACGCCUCUACAGUAUGUC
Molecule: messenger RNA, 2362 nt
Organism: Haliotis rubra (blacklip abalone)
Lineage: Eukaryota; Metazoa; Mollusca; Gastropoda; Lepetellida; Haliotidae
Exons: 6
Coding region: 1273-2331 (352 amino acids)
Biological process (GO): interstrand cross-link repair; negative regulation of double-strand break repair via homologous recombination; positive regulation of double-strand break repair via homologous recombination
Cellular component (GO): Fanconi anaemia nuclear complex
Source: RefSeq, a predicted model, not a curated record